AUGUCCAAGAGCGAUGAGCUGAAAUUGCCUCGCGAGCCCAAAUUCCCCACUCAUAAUGCGCCUCGAGUCUGGUUUCUGACUUGCUCCAAUGGUCCGAUUGGCAUCAGCCUAAUCCGGCAUCUCCUGGCUCAUGGCGAUUACGUGACGGCUGGCGUGCUUCCGAUCGAGUUUGAGAAGAGCGAGGAGCGUAGCGCCGACUUCAAGGAGUUUCUCGAGGAGGUCGGCACGCAGCCGGACAAGGAGACAUGGCGUGCACGCCUGCGUGUCGUGGCCUUGGACGUGAGAGUGAAGGGUCAGUGCCAGAGUGCGGUCGCAGAAGCAGUGCACAACUUCGGCCGGAUAGACAUAUUGUUCUGUUGUCACAGUGAGACGGUUGUCGGCACGGUUGAAGAGCUCAGCCAGAACGAGAGGACUCUGGCUUUGGUGCAAGAGCAAUUCGAGAGCGUCUUCUUUGGCCCGAUCAACGUCAUAAAAGCUACCUUGCCCAUCUUCCGAGCGAAGAAAAACGGUCACAUUGUGCUACUCUCAGCCAUCACGGGACAUCUGGGUACGCCUGGCCUGAGUAUGUACUGUGCUUCGCAAUGGGCGAUUGAAGGCUACUGCGACAGCUUGGCUUACGAGGUGGCACCGUUCAACAUCAAGCUGAGCAUCGUGCAGCCGAAUCUUGAAAUCAACGUGUUGACGCACAAGAUCACAAGCGCUCCGCCAAUGGCAGCAUACGCCGAAGAGACCAACCCGGCACCACUGUUCCGAAACAUUCUAUCGGGUCUGUUGGACCGCUUGGAAGGAAGCGCAGAGCCUACCACUGGCGAUCAACUCCACAGUAACGAGGUCACCAGUCUGUAUCCGCCACUGAGCAAGGCGAUGAAGGAGCGCUUAGUGGCAGAGACGGUGCAUGCCGUUGCCGCAAUCGGUGGCCACGAUAACCCGCCUGCGCGGCACAUUGUCGGCUUCGAAGGCGUAACGAGCGUCAAGGAGAAGCUUAAGACCGUCAGCGAGGAGCUAGAAGACUUCAUCGAGUGCAGCAGCGCUGUCGACAUCGAGAAGACUGAAGAGACUCCGGCGCCGCAGCAGACGCCGGGCCAGACCCAAGCCGCAGCAAGUGGAGCGGGAUGA
Molecule: messenger RNA, 1116 nt
Organism: Baudoinia panamericana UAMH 10762
Lineage: Eukaryota; Fungi; Ascomycota; Dothideomycetes; Mycosphaerellales; Teratosphaeriaceae
Exons: 2
Coding region: 1-1116 (371 amino acids)
Source: RefSeq, a predicted model, not a curated record